This is a messenger RNA of Aegilops tauschii subsp. strangulata, 1707 nucleotides long. RefSeq lists its product as uncharacterized. NCBI's taxonomy places the organism in Eukaryota, Viridiplantae, Streptophyta, Magnoliopsida, Poales, Poaceae. The record is from RefSeq and is a predicted model, not a curated record.
UCGAUCCUAGGUAACUAUCUAGCAGAGCUUGUAUCGAGAAAAUCGAUCUGAUGGGGAGGUCGCCGUCCUGCAGCCACGACGCGGGCGUGAAGAAAGGGCCAUGGACGGAGGAGGAGGACAAGACUUUGGUGGAGUACAUCCAGAAGCGCGGCGGGAACGUCGGUAGCUGGCGCGGCCUGCCCAAGGCCGCCGGCCUCAACCGCUGCGGCAAGAGCUGCCGCCUCCGGUGGACCAACUACCUCCGCCCCGACAUCAAGCGCGGCAACUUCACCGACGAAGAGGAGCGCCUCAUCAUCACCUUACACGCCAGCCUUGGCAACAAGUGGUCGACGAUCGCGACGCACCUGGAGGGCCGGACGGAUAACGAGAUCAAGAACUACUGGAACACGCACAUCCGCAAGAAGCUCCUACGCAUGGGCGUCGACCCAGUGACACAUCAGCAGCUGCCACCCGGCCAGAGUCACCACCACCUCAACGCCACCUCCAUCGCCCACCACCCCGGGGCGCUCCUUUGCACUGCGGCGGCCACAAGCCUCGGCAGCUUGGACACCGGCGCCCUUAUGCAGGCGCAACUUCUACAACAGCUCCUCCAGGCCAUCGGAUCCAACAAUGGCGCCAGCGGCCUCAUCAUUAACCUAGCUGCAGCAAACGCAAUGCUAAACUCAAGCGGUAGCAUGGUUCCGAACCUCUUGCAGGAGCAGGACCAGAUGAACUGCCUGCAGCCGGGUUACCUCUGCAACACCUCCAACUUUGCAGAGCAACACGUGGCGCAACAGCAGCUGACCAACGACACGUCUCCGGGAACGAGCUCCUUUGCAGCAGCUAAACAGGCUGACCAGCUCUGCAACACUGCAACUUCAUUUGCAUCGCAUGAUGUUGCACCCGUGGGUAACUGGUCGCCCGCGCAGGAGUUCAGUGGCUUGCUGGAGCCCAUGAUGGAGCUGCCCGAUCUGUGCUCUCUAGAGAGUGAUUCUUUCUGGAAGGACAUACUGGAGGACAGCUACCGUUUGUAGAUUCCUCCUUCCGGCUGAAACAAAUGUGUUGUGUAUAAUAGUUUUGUACAGCUUUAGAUCCAUCAUAGAGGUGUAGAUGGGAUGAUAAAGCAUGCAUUGAUUUGUUUGUGUGUUCAUUGUGCUUCUUCCAAUAUAUUGGUCAGUGAAGUUGAAGGUUGUCCAUUGCUGAUUUAAUAUGACUUGUGCUCCUUAUGAGUUAAGAUGUUGCCAAUAAGAUGGCAGACAACCGAAACAAUUUUGUCGCAAUGACUGUGGUGCUUAUUAGAUAGAAUUUGGUUAAGGUUGGAGCUUAGUAAUAGAUGCUUCAAUGGAAUGUAAUACUGGCUUACACAUCCCAUGUUAGCUAAUAGACGAAUGGACCUAAGGUGUCCUAAAAAGCUAGUAGAUUUCAUUUUCAAUGGUUUUUUUAAGGAACCGGUAGGAAAACUAUCUUUUCAUUUUUCUUGACAAAAGAUGAAUUUUAUUGGCUCAAAAUGAAGCAUAAAAAAAAUACAUAACAUAAUGAGGAUAUACCCGGCCUCUGCAUAGUUAGGAUGCACACAACAACGCCAACUCACACAUGCAAAAACCGGACGACAACUAACAAAGUCAUAAAAGACCACAACUUUGCGUAGGCGAGAAAACAAACCAAAACAAUCAGAUCUGCGGUCGGCAAACUACGGUAAUGGCCAUAUCCGCAUAAACCGUAUGAUGA